This is a messenger RNA of Penicillium bovifimosum, 1479 nucleotides long. RefSeq lists its product as uncharacterized. Gene Ontology annotation, molecular function: D-mannose binding. The transcript is spliced from 8 exons. NCBI's taxonomy places the organism in Eukaryota, Fungi, Ascomycota, Eurotiomycetes, Eurotiales, Aspergillaceae. The record is from RefSeq and is a predicted model, not a curated record. Gene Ontology annotation, biological process: endoplasmic reticulum to Golgi vesicle-mediated transport; endoplasmic reticulum organization; Golgi organization. The coding region runs from base 1 to 1479 and encodes 492 amino acids. Gene Ontology annotation, cellular component: Golgi membrane; COPII-coated ER to Golgi transport vesicle; endoplasmic reticulum-Golgi intermediate compartment.
AUGGACUUCACGGACGUCGGAAUCCGGCACACCAUUCUCAACAGCGUAGAGCUUCAUCACUUUAUUGAUUUCUCGCCAUCUGCAGCUGUCAUCGCAAAGGAGACCCGUCUCUGCGUUAUCGCUGUUGUUGUCGGCUGGAUAACUACCAGCAUUGUCUCCAGCCUUUGCAAUCGAAAGUGCGAUUCUUCGUCAACGGUCAAGCCGCACAACAUGAUGAGGACGCUGGCUUCUCUGGCAUUGUUCGCCACAGGGCUCACAGCUCAGGUUAUUGAAAGCUCAAGCUUUGGAACUGGUCAGACGAUAUCACAGAGCCGCGAUUCUAUCCCAGGAUGGACCCUAGGAGGAGAGGGCCAUGAACCCAUUGUUUUAUCCGACAAAGUCAUCUUGACACCUCCAUAUCCCGGCAACACACGGGGAUCAGCAUGGGCACAGAGUCCAGUCUCUCAGUCGGAAUGGUCAGCAGAGUUCCAAUUCCGAGCAAGUGGACCGGAACGCGGAGGUGGAAUCCUGCAGCUGUGGUAUACCAAGGAGGGUCAGUCCCGUAUUGGUACAUCGAGCAUCUACACUGUCGGCCCAUUCGACGGCUUUGCUCUUGUAAUCGAUACACACGGUGGACGAGGUGGCAGCGUGCGUGGAUUCUUGAACGACGGUACCACCGAUUACAAAAGCCACAACAGCCCCGAUACCUUAGCCUUUGGUCACUGCGACUACUCCUACCGCAACCUCGGCCGUCCAUCCGUCGUGAAACUUAAACACACCAGCUCCGUCUUCAAAGUUACUAUCGACGACAAGCUCUGCUUCUCCACCGACAAAGUCGUUUUGCCCGCAGGAAACACCUUCGGUAUCACAGCGGCCACCCCUGAAAACCCCGAUUCCUUCGAAGUAUUCAAGUUCAUCCUCGAGUCCGCCACUGGCCAGGGCUCAACCAUACCAUCAUCCCAGCAGCCGAUCCUCAACGCGGAUCCCCUCCAACCCAUGUUCAACAUCAGAUCAGACGGAAUGAUCAGCGCCCAGGACACCGCUCUCAUAUCUACCGAUCUCGGCCGUCGCAUCGAUUUGCUCACCAAGGCGAACAACAACCUGAUCCAGAAGAUGGAGAGCCUGGUCCAGAACCUGGCCCAGAAGGCCGAACAGCGCCACACCGAGCUUGCGCAGAAGAUCAUGAUGCAGGAGCGCCAGCAGGGCUCCAUCAACGCCCAGUUCGAUGCCAAGCUCAGCCACAUCGAGCAACUGCUCCAGAACAUCCAGCGUGAUCUGGAAGGCAAGGACGGGCGCUUCAGCCAGCUCCAGGAAACCCUGCGCUCUUCCCACCUCAGCCUGACUGAGAACCUGCAGGGCCACCUGCUGAGUGCUAUUACCUCCUCCGCUCCGCGCAUGGGCUUCUUCAUCUUCUGCCUGAUCGCGUUCCAGGUCCUUCUCGUUAUCGGUUACGUGGUCUACAAGCGUCGCCGGGCCAACAUGCCCAAGAAAUACCUGUAG